This is a messenger RNA of Eruca vesicaria subsp. sativa (arugula), 5022 nucleotides long. The record is from the annotation of a GenBank genome assembly. Lineage: Eukaryota; Viridiplantae; Streptophyta; Magnoliopsida; Brassicales; Brassicaceae.
CCAAAAGCAAAUUUUAACAAAACAAAAAAAACUUGAGAAAGGGAAAAAAAAAUCGCAAUCGCAAAAAAAAAAAAAAAAACAGAGAGCCAUCACAAUCGUCGUCUCCGGCUUAUGUUAGCUUCUGAUUCACGAGGUGGCAUUACAAUGGAUUGCAAUGAUGAUAUGAAUGCUAACGCUAAGGGAUCAAGUCUUGAGAAGGCUGGCCAGGAUAUAGAUUUAGGGUUUCCACAGGUUGUAAACCCUAGGAAGAAGUGUUUUAUAGAGAUUGAGCGUGAUGAGAACUCUGAUACUGGUUUAGAUGUUUGUUGCAUUGGUAAGGAGAGUCAGGAGCAGGGAGUGGUUACAGAUGAGGUUGAGGAAAUUCGAGAUUCGGUUUUUAAGGGUGGUUUACUUGUGGAUUGCAAUAAGCAGGGUGGCACAGUGUUGCCUAUAGGGGUCGGUGAGAUAGAUACUGAGACGAAUUUUGUAAAUGGAGAGUCUGUGGAAACUGCAAAGGGCGUAAAUAUUGGUGAAGGUGGAAGUGAUGGUUUUAGUGGAGCCUUUGAUUGUGGAGGUAGUGAUCAUGAUGUUGGUUUAUCUGAUGAUGUGUCUUUCCUUAGGAGUAGUCCGUAUCCAGAUUCAGUAUUGGAUUCGGGAGUUUUUAGCUGCACCGACAGAGAGAAUUGUAUGAAGUCUUCAGGUGAGAUUGAAGGCAAUAUGCCUCUCGUGGUAUCCCCUUCAUUAGCUAUCAGAAAAAUGGUAAGUAAUGAUGGUGGUGGUCUAUGUUCAAAUGAUCUUGACGACACUGUAGAUUCAGAGGCGAUCAAUCCAGAUUUGAGGUUGGUGCGUGAGGAUGAGUUUCAUACUGAUCUUUCUGAGAAGAAUGAAAAACUGCUAAGGAACCAUGUUGGAGAGUCAUCAAGUGAACGUGCUGUGGCCGCUCUGAGUAUGAAUAAUGGAAAUAGAUUUGGUGUGGAAACCGAUUGUCCUGUUACUGACUCUUCUUUAAUAAGGAGUUUUCCAUUGCCAUUUGGUAAUGGAGGCAUCGAAGCUCGUAAUCUUGACCAUGUAGCUGAGCCACUCAGAAUUGUAGGUGGCAAUGGCAGAAUAGCCGGUGAAGUUGCUUCUGGUUCCGGGACUUGCGAGUCUUCACGGCCAAGGAGAUCUCGAAAUAGUAAACAGGGUAAUUUGGCGCAGACCAACAGGAGUGGUCCUCAGCCGAGAAAAUCCUCUAGAAAGAAACAAUCGGAAAGAAAAUUAGAAUUAGUUUUCAAGUGCUCCAAGCAGAAGAGGAGCUUGGUUUCAAAACCGUGCCGUUCAUCUCAGUGGGGAUUACCAAGUAGGACCGCUGAAAUCUUCUUACAGAGCAAUGGUAUUUCUCAUGAUGGACCUCCACAUCAACGUCAGAGCAAUAAUAAAAAUGGAGAGCAUGUAGAAGGAUCUAACAGGAACAUCCAAGCAUCAAGUGGCUCUGGCCUUCGUUUGAAAGUUAAAUUCGGUAAAUCAGGUGGCCAAAAUCCUCUGAACGUUACAGUCUCUAAGGUCAGUGGUAACUCUUUGGCUGCUACUGAUAUAGUUAAGGCAGGAACAGGUUCAGAGUAUUCAGGGCCAGCAAUUGUUGUCGAGGAUAAACUCCGAACUGUGGAAACUAGAGAGCAUUUCGAAGAGAAAAGCAAUCCUGUGGAUAAACUUUCAUAUCGGCUGUCAUCUGAUUCCAGUAUGGAUGAGAAAAACAACCAAGACGCUGGAGGGUUAAGUAGGAAGCUAGGUGGUGAUGUUUUAGAUAAGGGCCCACACCUUUCCUCUAGUAUAAUGGUUGAAGAGUGCGAGAGGACUACUGGAACCCGGUCCCUGGAUGCUGAAACCUCACCAGAUUCAGAAGUUAUCAACUCUGUGCCUGAUUCCAUAAUCGGUAUUGGACUUAAAGGGGAUUUGCCUCUCGGAUUUUGCAGCACUCCAGAAGAUGUGGUUAACAGGAACAUGCAAUUAGAAAAAGAAGAUGAAUUACUUGCUUCAACAUCUUCUGAAAAUGGUUCACAUCUAAUUCCCAUCGCCAAAAAAGGUAACCAACCUAGGUCAAAAGGUAAUGGAACAAAAAAGGGGAAAUCCAAGUCCGAAUCUGCCAAAGACAGGAGAAAAAGUGAAUCAUGUGGGGAGCAAUUGAAAUCCAUAAACAAGAGUGUUGGAAGGGAUGAUAGUGAUCAUCAUGAAGUAGGGAGAAUAGAGUCUCACGAAACAACAGGUGCUCUUCUAAACGCUGAUAUUGGAAAAACCAGUGCCAUUAAUGGCGCCAUAUCAUCAGAUGUGAUCCAUGGGGAAUUGGCCACGGACGUUACUAUCGAGGAUAGCCCUUCCACUGAGAGUGCAUGGGUUCGAUGUGAUGAUUGCUUCAAAUGGCGACGAAUACCUGCUUCUGUUGUCGAGUCAAUUGACGAGAGCUCAAGAUGGAUCUGUGCGAACAACUCAGAAAAAGAAUUUGCUCAUUGCUCAAUAUCUCAAGAGAUGCCAAAUGAAGAAAUUAAUGAAGAGUUGGGCAUAGGACAAGAUGAAGCAGAUGCAUACGAUUGUGAGGCGGAUAAAAGGGGGAAAGACAAGGAACAAAAGAGUAAACCUUUGGCAGGUAAGAAAAAGGCGUGCUUCAGGGCUAUAAAAACAAACCAGUUUCUUCAUCGGAAUCGUAAAAAUCAAACAAUUGACGAGAUAAUGGUUUGUCACUGUAAACCACCACCUGAUGGUAGAUUGGGUUGUGGAGAAGAAUGCCUCAACAGAAUGCUUAACAUUGAAUGUCUUCAUGGUACCUGUCCUGCUGGCGAUUUAUGCUCUAAUCAGCAGUUUCAAAAACGGAAGUAUGUUAAGUUUGAAAGAUUCCAAUCUGGUAAGAAGGGUUAUGGCCUAAGAUUGCUUGAGGAUGUACGCGACGGGCAAUUCCUUAUUGAAUACGUCGGAGAGGUGCUUGAUAUGCAGUCCUAUGAGACUCGUCAGAAGGAUUAUGCUUCCAUGGGUCAGAAGCAUUUCUAUUUCAUGACACUCAAUGGGAAUGAGGUAAUAGAUGCUGGUUCAAAAGGAAAUUUAGGGCGUUUCAUCAACCAUAGUUGUCAACCAAACUGCCGUACUGAAAAGUGGAUGGUGAAUGGUGAAAUUUGCGUUGGAAUAUUCUCCAUGCAAGACCUUAAGAAGGGUCAGGAGUUGACUUUUGACUACAACUAUGUGAGGGUUUCUGGUGCUGCUGCCAAAAAGUGUUAUUGUGGGUCAUCACAUUGCCGAGGUUACAUUGGCGGAGAUCCUUUGAACGGUGACGUAAUUGUUCAAAGUGACUCAGAUGAAGAGUGUCCUGAACUGGUGAUCCUUGAUGAUGAUGAAAGUGGGGAAGGAAUCUUGGAUGCAACGUCUAGGAUCUUCAUUGAUGGUGCUAACAUGCAAAUUCCGCAGAAUUCUACAAAAAUUCAUGAUUCGAAGGACCUUGCUUCUGAUAAUUCCAAACCAGAGAGCCCAUUAACUGUAAAACAUCCAGAGAGAGACAUUCUUCCAUCUCUUCAGCCAACAGAAGUUUCCAAGGAAUUUUCGACGGACAUGCCUGGCAUUACUGUCCAGAAGGAGGUUCUUGUUGAAAAGAAGAAUAAAAGCACAUCUCCCACGUCCAGUUUUCACAGCAGACUGUCCUCUGAUGGUGCAAAUGCUGAUAAGACAGUAAAGCAUGGAUCGGCUGAUGAUAAGAAGAUACUUUCACGACCACAUCCUCGUAUGAAAACUUCUCGUUCAUCUGGCUCUAGUAAGCGAGACAAAGGAGGUGUUCUUCCUGGUGUCAACAAAGCACAGAUCAUACCAGUCAAAAAGUUGCAGCAACAGCCCAUCAAAUCUAAAGGAUCAGAGGAAGUUUCUCCCAGUGGGCGUAUCGAAACAUUUGAAGGAAAACUGAACGAGUUACUAGAUGCUGUGGGAGGGAUAAGCAAGCGGCGUGAUUCAGUAAAAGGCUACUUGAAACUUUUGCUUCUCACUGCUGCUUCUGGAGGCAAUGCCAGUAAUGAAGGAAUUCAAAGCAAUCGAGAUCUUUCGAUGAUUCUGGAUGCCCUUUUGAAGACAAAGUCACGAACAGUUUUAGUGGACGUAAUCAACAAGAAUGGUCUGCAAAUGUUGCAUCAUAUCAUGAAACAGUACCGGGGUGAUUUUAAAAAGACCCCAAUACUCCGAAAACUUUUGAAGGUAUUAGAGUAUCUUGCUACAAGGGAUAUUCUUGGACUGGAGCAUAUAGUCAGACCACCUCCUUGUGCAGGGGUGGAAAGCUUUAAGGACUCUAUUCUAACACUCACCGAGCAUGAUGACAAACAGGUUCAUCAAAUUGCACGGAACUUUCGAGACAGAUGGAUCCCUAAGCCUUACAGAAAACCUUGGCGCGUCAUCGACAGGGAGAGAUCAGAGUCUAGAAGAUCACCUAUAAACAGCAGAUUCAGAAUGUCACAAGAAUCUAGACAUGAUCAUCAUUCUCCAAGACAUGCAGAACCAUUUGCAUCAGUCACAUCAUCAGAGGCUGCAACACCUGAAACAGCCUCUGUAUCUGAAGGAUCCUCAGAACCUAAUCCCACUCUUCCCAAGACUAAUGGACGCAAGCGAAAAAGCAGAUGGGACCAGCCAUCUCAACAAACAGAUGUAACCCUAGACGACAUUCCACCAGGGUUUUCAUCACCUUGCACAGAUGCGCCUGAUGCAGUCACCGCACAGCCACAAGAAAAGUUCCUUUCUCGGUUAACAGUCUCUUAUGGGCUCCCUCUUAGCAUCGUUCAUCAACUUGGUUCACCCAGCAAAGAAGACCCUACUAGCUGGUCCGUUGCUCCUGGGAUACCGUUCUUUCCAUUCCCACCUCUUCCGCCGGUUUCUCAUGGUGAGUUUUUCGCUAAGAGAAAUGGGUUCUUACCGGCUACAACCGGGACUGUCUCAACGGCUCCAAACAGGAAGAGGGAGUUUUCAUCUGAUAUAGGAACGACUUACUUUCGGCAACAGAAACAGAACGUUCCUCCAUGGGUGCGGAACAAGAAACCUAACUUUUAG